Messenger RNA from Sclerotinia sclerotiorum 1980 UF-70, 501 nucleotides. RefSeq lists its product as hypothetical. The record is from RefSeq and is a predicted model, not a curated record. Bases 1 to 501 code for a protein of 166 amino acids. The transcript has 3 exons. Lineage: Eukaryota; Fungi; Ascomycota; Leotiomycetes; Helotiales; Sclerotiniaceae.
AUGCCACGCAAACCCACCUCUCCACCCUGUACACACCCCCACCUCCUCACCACAUCCCACUCCUCCACCUCCUCAACCUUCUCCCGUGCUUCCCCAUCCCGUCGUGCAGCCGCUGCGUCAGAAUCAGGUAUCCAUAAACCAGAAAUUACAGAUACAAAUUUUCAUCGUUUUGUGUCGGAUAGGGAGUGUGCUUCUACGUUUCCCGGGCCGUUGGUGUUGGAUGGUGAUGAUUUGGAGAGGGAGCCGAGACAGAUGGGUCAGAGUUUUAGGGCGUGGGAGAGGGCGAGGUGGAGGAAUUUUGUGGGGAAGGAGUGGGAGGGAAAGGGGAAGGUAGGAGAGGAUGGUGGGAAGGGGAAGGGGAAGAGGAAGAGAGGAGAUGCUAUCGAGAAUGGAGGGGAAGGGGCGGAAUGGGAGACGGCUAAAUCUCUCCGAUCUCCUCGAUUCCGCUAUCGAUAUGUUACCUUCCGAUGCAUACGCAUUGUUAAUACUUGUAAAUCAUGA